Amorphotheca resinae ATCC 22711 is the source of this 453-nucleotide messenger RNA. RefSeq lists its product as hypothetical. Gene Ontology annotation, biological process: G protein-coupled receptor signaling pathway. NCBI's taxonomy places the organism in Eukaryota, Fungi, Ascomycota, Leotiomycetes, Helotiales, Amorphothecaceae. Gene Ontology annotation, molecular function: G-protein beta-subunit binding. The record is from RefSeq and is a predicted model, not a curated record. The transcript has 3 exons. Bases 169 to 453 code for a protein of 94 amino acids. Gene Ontology annotation, cellular component: heterotrimeric G-protein complex.
CAUCAAACGAAUCUCCUGCCGAUCGUCUCCAGCACCUCAGCGGCCUGUCACUCUGGUUCGGAGCCCUCGAUUCUCUUUGUUGAAGAGUCGACCUCACAAGAUUUGAUCGAGCGCCGUGACCGCUUCAGCCCCGAGCCUUCCACUCACGAAACCUCCUCAUUGACAACCAUGCCUUCUGGAUACUCUUCCCGCGAUGUGGGCGACCCAUCCCAAGUCAAGAAGAACAAGCAAUCGAUGGCCGACCUCAAGCUACGCCGCCUGACCGAACUGAACAACCGUCUGCGAGAGGAUCUGGAGCGCGAACGGAUCCCCGUCUCUCAAGCAGCGAAGAGCAUCAUCACCUACACAAAUAACACGAAGGAUUUCAUGGUCCCGUCAGUCUGGGGGACGGUCGACAAGAAGGAAGAUCCGUAUGCGCCGCAGCAGAGCGGAGGGUGCUGUGUGGUUAUGUAG